CAUUUUGCCAACGUUGUGAUGAUUUUAGUAUAGGAGCCUUGCGUCUUAAGUUUUAUGCAUAUGCGUGUUUAGUGGAUCUCGAUGCCAGUAGACCAUUUGUUGCACAGUCUGUAAUUCUACACACAACUCGCCCUGCCACGCUACGUUCAAAUCCAAUUUUGAAAUAAUACACGGGUGCACAAAGCCGCAUACAAACAUAGAUUAGACCUACAACGUAUUCAGAAUUGGAAUGAUUUUUCCAAGUGUAAAACUGAGUCAUCACAUAUUUUUGUUUACAUUUUUGUUUCAGUAUUUAUAUCAUAUGUAGCAGAUUAGCAGAACACUAUAGAAGUUUAGAACCCAAUCACAUUUUGUGCGUUUAGAAUGAAGUAUGUAUCGACGUUAGCAGAUGAGUCCUCUGGGAGAGAGGUGGAAUUUGAAUACGCUGUGCUCAAUCCUUUUGCAGCGGAUGGGGGUCUUUGGGUACCUUCUGAGAUCCCUACUAUCUCCAAAGACACUCUACGCAGUUGGCAGGGGUUGUCAUAUCAAAAGAUUGCGUACAAUGUCUUGUCUCUGUAUAUAUCGCCGGACGAGUUGAGUGGUGAGGAAUUGACCGCACUCAUUGAGACAAGCUUGGCCGAUUUCUUCCACCCGGACAUCGCACCAACAGUGCGGGUAGGCGAUCGCUAUGUACUCGAGCUUUUCCAUGGGCACACUCUUGCCUUCAAAGACUAUGCGAUGCGAUUGACAGUAAACAUGGUGGCACACUUUGUACGCCGAAGAAAGCAAAAAGCAGAGGCAAGCUCUGCGGAUUCGCGAUCUAAAGUGAACGUAGUUGUGGCGACCAGUGGGGACACCGGGCCAAGCGCUGCGUCGGCUGCGAAGUUAAACUCCGAUGUCAUGAACUUUUGGUGCUUGUACCCAGUGGGAAAAGUAUCUCGGGCACAGGAGCUUCAGAUGACUACAAUGAAUGCCGACAAUGUUCACAUUCUGGCAAUCGAGGGCCUCGACUCGGACGGCUUGGAUAAAGUGAUUGAAGAGAUGAUGGCUGAUAAGAAUUUCGUUCAGGAUAUGCAACUCCUGAGUGUGAAUUCUGUUAACAUCUGUAGAGUUGUCGCUCAGAGCAUACACUUCAUAUACUCAUACCUUCAGAUCGUUCCUGCUUGUGAUAAAGAGGUCGUCUUCAGCAUUCCAUGCGGAGCUUGUGGCAACCAAUUCGGCGGAUACUUGGCGAGAUCGAUGGGCUUACCGGUGAAAGAAUUUAUCUUAACAAAUAAUGAGAACGCGUCAAUAGUCUCUCUCUUCGAGUCAGGGAAGAUGAGAAAGAGAGAUACGUUGGCGACAUACUCGAACGCGAUUGAUAUUCAAGUGCCGUAUAACAUCUUCCGAUACCUUUACUUUACUGGGGCUGAUUCAACCACGCUGAGGGAUUGGAUGGAUACGUUGACCAAUGGAAAGGGAGAGUUUGAACUAAAUUCUGAACAGCUUAAGCGCGUCCAAGAAGGCUACCGAAGUGUGGCCAUUUCAGAGAGCGAGACAAUCGCUACAAUGGAGAAGUUCUACAACAAUGAAGCGCAACCAUCGUAUCUUUUGGAUCCACACACCGCAGUCGCAAUGGCAGGCAGUUUGCGCUACUACCCACAGCAUCCCACUAAAUACAUAGAGGAACUGCCAAUUAUAGUUGUGUCGACAGCUCAUCCGUCUAAAUUCCAAGAUGUAUGCGAGAAGGUGACUGGUCCUGGCAGCACUGACUUGCUGCACCACUCGCUCCAGACCAUGAUGUAUCAGCGGGAAUAUUACUACAAAGUCAAGGGGCACGCUGAAGCGUUGGCACUCUUGAAGCGUAACAUGCCGCUGUGCUCUUAAGUCUUCUUCGUCCGCUGAUUCUGCUGCACAAGAAAAUCAGAUUGGACAUGAGCUCUAAUACCAAUUGACACGGAACGACUCGGAAACUUUUCAUACGAAGCGACUAUUAACACUCAGCUGUAGAAGGUUCAGUCGUGAUGAAUUGUCACUUUUGUGCAAGCGAGCGCUCGUUUUCUUCUGUGAAAGGAAGUCAGGAGCAUUACACCAUUGAGCAAUUCGGGUAUAUACAGCGUGGCCGCCUUAAAUUGCGAAAAGGACCUCGAAACGAUCACAGUACAUAUUUAAACGUAGGGUGUCGUUGAAGCAGUGGCACUUAAUACUAAUUCACGGCAAGGGCAACGUGUAAUAAACGUACCAAGUUCCGUUGCACAACACAAGCCGCAAGCCUGUAUACCUGUCGGGCGAGCCACGAUCGCCAAAUAUUCCCCGUGCAGUUUGACGGUUUUCAUGUGUAUCUAACAUUAGUCUGACGGGUUCUUAAAAUGGUUUUCAUGUAUAUCUAACACUAGUCUGACGGGUUCUUGAAAUAAAGUCGAAUUGAAAAACAGCUCAGUCGAUAAACUAUUAUUGGAGAGCUGCUCUCAAU
Sphaeroforma arctica JP610 is the source of this 2431-nucleotide messenger RNA. RefSeq names its product threonine synthase. Gene Ontology annotation, molecular function: pyridoxal phosphate binding. The record is from RefSeq and is a predicted model, not a curated record. Gene Ontology annotation, biological process: dephosphorylation; 2-oxobutyrate biosynthetic process. Lineage: Eukaryota; Ichthyosporea; Ichthyophonida. The transcript has 7 exons. Bases 364 to 1845 code for a protein of 493 amino acids.